ACAACACAAGAAAGAUCGUAUUGGAGGAAGAUAAGUGUUACUAUAAUAAUUCAAAUUUAUGAGAAGGCUUGAUUGUGUUCGAUGCAUUUACUAAAUGAAGCGUACAAUUUCCUCAACCUGCCGUAGUUUAUUCUGGAAAUAUAGGACUCACAACAUGGCAGUUGAUUGGGAUAAUAGCGAUACUAUAACAGCCUUCAUUUGGGGGUCAAGUCAGUGAAUAAACACAUCGUCAUGGAUGUGACUUGUCGUCAGAGUUCAUUAAAAGACAUCAACAAUCGUCUGCAUGAAGACUGGCAGGCAAAGAUCAACCAAGAAGGACGCAUCUACUACCUCAAUCACAGAGACAGGGUAUCUCAGUGGCUACCUCCGGCCGGCAGUUGGAAUCUCCGUGCGGAUUUACCAUACGGUUGGGAAGCAGCUAUUGACGAACAAAGAAAGCCAUAUUACAUUGAUCAUGUAACCGAAGCUUGCACGCGUGCUGAUCCCUUUGAAGCGGAUGAUAUUCAACCUGUUGAACGUGAAGUUACAUUAAUUCGUGACAGCGCUCUUGGAUUUGGGUUCAUCGCUGGAAGCGAACGCCCGGUUGUCGUCCGUUCAGUCACUGAAGGAGGUCCAUCUGUGGAUAAAUUACUUCCUGGCGAUGAGAUUUGCAGGAUUGAUGAUGAGAACGUUAGGAUGUGCGAUCGAGAGUACAUUAUUAAUAAAAUUAGAAAUUCUACUGAAUCUAUACGACUGACUGUUAUUCAACCGUACAUUGAUAAGACAGGCCUGAAAUCUUCUUUCCUGAGUGCUACCAAAAAACACAAAUUAAAAAACAAACCAACAAGGGUACGUUUCGCAGAAUCACCAGAAGGAAUGGCAUUGACAGCUAUACAGGGUAAAGUUCCUGCAAGCCUGGUGUAUCUACCAAGCGUUUUGAAGGUUUAUCUGGAAAAUAACCAGACAAAGUCUUUUAAAUAUGAUAGUAAAACCAAUGUCAAGGAUGUGUUAAACACACUUCAAGAAAAGUUGGGAAUAACUUGUAUGCAGUAUUUUGCUCUUGUGAUGCAAGACAUGCGAAGCACCUCCCACCAAAAAUUUAUUUUACUCCAUGAAGCUGAAACUCUUCAAAAUAUUGCCUCCAGACCUGGUGCUCAGCAUUGGAAGUGCUUGUUCCGUAUUGCCUUUGUGCCCAAGGAUGCUUACGAUUUACUCACUAUCGAUGAAAAUGCUUUUGAAUACUUCUACUUGCAGUGCUGCAAUGACGUAAUAAAUGAACGGUUUGCUUCUGAACUCAAGUUUGAUGUCGCAGUUCGGUUAGCAUCGUUGCAUAUUCAUGAGCAUGUGCUUAGUAACCAUCAGACAAGCAAGGUUUCUCAGAAACUCAUUGAGAAGGAAGGCGGUUUGGAUCGCUUCUUACCAAAGUCUAUCAUCCAACAUAUGAAAGGACGAGAACUUCGACGUAUGAUAAAUCAUUACAUUAAGCAGAACCAAAACCUGACUGCCCCUGGUCAAAAGCACUUAACAGCUCUGCAAACCAAAUUGCAUUACUUAAAAAUUGUCGGCGAGCAGCGAACAUUUGGAGGAAAAUUUUACUAUGCUACCCAACUUUCUACGUCCUCCGAUGCCAAGCGAGCAGAUGUGACACUUCUUAUUGGUCCAAAGUGUGGCAUUACUCAGGUGAUACAUUUAAAGAGUAACAUAACACAUCAUCUAGCGGACUUUGACCAGUUGGAUUCGAUACAGUUGUCACAAGAAGGAAACAGUGUUAUUAAGCUCACCAUUGGGGUAAAAAAUGAAGAGCCAAUCAUUCUAAUGCUACAUGCAGAUGAAGCACAGGAUUUGAUUAACCUAAUUAAUGGUUAUCAUCGGUUAAAUAACGAUGAUGAACAACCACUUGUAGCAACAACCGAUUCACAUUCAUUCCUGGUUUGUGGAGAAACUCCUGCAUAUAGAGGGCGACAUACAGUGGCAGUAUCUGACUGGAACUACCCAUCGGACAUGGCGUCAGAGAAUUUAACCAACUUGAAGGAGGAUGGCUAUAGACUGGCAGACUUUUCUCAAGGACCACCACCAUUCCAAGAAGAUCCUAAUUAUAAAAUCAGUCCAACACUUCCAAACUUGAGAUCGUCACAAGAUUAUCAAAAUCAUAAUGGAAACAAUGCUCUUUAUGAUCCUCUACCAGUGUCUACCAUUCUGAACUCACCUGUUUAUGGCAGCCCUCAGAGUCCUUCAGAACAUUCUUCGGAUGAUUCAAGCCUGGAAGGAUUACUGGAGAGUAUGUAUAACUCCAAAAACAAUGCACAUUUUGAUCGAUCCCAAGAUCAAGCGGGUGCUACAACUAAAAAUCUUGACUCUGUGCCAGUCAAGGAAAAACGAAGGAGAUUUUCUGACAUCUUGUCUCCAAAGCGACGGACAAGUUUAUCUGACAUGCAUUUUGAUAUCACAGAUACUGUUGCUACAAAUGAUAUUAAAGGAGAUUAUAAAAAAUCUAAAGACAGUCAUGUGCAGUUGUUGAAAUUUCGAAAUGUUCAUAGUAGUUCAGAUGAAUCAGAUUCUGAACUAGAGGAAAAUAAAUCUUCAGUGCCUUCUGGUCAUCAAAGAGUGACACCUAGAGACUCCAUGUUGCUGCCAAAAGCAAAACAUCAUUUUAGUCUGUGGGGUUUUGGAAAACAGGACAGCAUCAGUGGCUCAUUCAAAGAAGAGCCUGAUGGAGGUACAAUAAAUGAAAGCAAUACAAUUGAUCUUACGCUCAAUGGGUCACAUAACCUUACAGUAGAAAACCAUCAGUCUGUAAAUGGAGAAACUAAAGGUGGUGAUAAACUGAUGGAAAAUGAAGCAGAUUCUGAAAGUAAUGACUCAGAUAUCCCAGUAUCUGUGAUAGAUUUGCCUUCAAAUGUUGAAGAGAAUGAAUGUUGUGGAGUUACAAAACCAUCUGAUGAAGCACAUGGUAUUCAGUUGGCAGCAAUUGAUGCUUUUGCCACACUAGACGCUCCAGCAUACGCACCUAGAGAAGCAAAACGAAAAGAUAUUGGCUAUGAAUCUGACUCAGGCAACGAAACGAUUUCCUCUGAGAUAAUAGACAAUGGAGAUGUCGUUGGAUUCAGCAAUUCACCAAGUGAUUAUUUAAAUAUACAAAGUGAUUUAGAUGAUGAAAAUCAAAAAGUAACACAGUCCACUGGAAGUCAGUCACAAUUAGGAGCAACAGUAAACGUAACCUUACAAAAUUCUGACACUGACAGUAGUUCGACUUUUCGAGGAAGUACUCCAAAUCUUAGCAAUAUUGAGGUGAAUGAGGAAAGUUUAAUUGGAAGUGAAGAAAUGAAAACUGUGCCAGAAGAUUUUAACAGUAUUGACACACUGAUUGCAUCCAUGAUGGUUCCACCUCCUCCAUCUGGAAGCCCCAGCAGUGAUGAUUUUAUGAACACAUUGAUGCCACCACCAAACUUUGGUGAUGAUGAUUCAGAAGAGAACAAUUUAAUUGUUCCACCUCCACAUUGUUUUGGAGAAGAAAUCAAAGAUGAUUCUUCUGGGGUUGUACCAGCAUUGGACUUAAGUGGCAUUUCUCAACAAUCAUAUGAGGAUAGUGGUGAUGAGGAUGAAAGUGAGGAUGAGUAUAUCCCAAAUAUCUUGCAAGAGAUAAAUAAAACAGUUAAUAAAAAAGAAGAUCUGCAGAGUACUCCAGUACAUAGUCCUGUGGUAAUUAGACGUCAAGGUCUUCUUGCUGUGGAACCAACACAGAAUAGUAUUGAUAGUGGUUUUGUGGCAGAGAGUGUGGAUAAUGAUUCCAUAUUUUCUCUACAGUCGGCAUCCGAUAAUGGCAACAGAACUGUUACUGAUGUUGCAUCUGAUAAUGAGGAAAGUACUCAUGAAACUACAGUCUUUACCACAGAUGGCACAGAUUUCUUUUUGGAAACUCUUGUUGUUAGUAAGUCAUCAGAUAAAUCUAGAAGUCCUUCAGAAGAAAGAAAAUGCAAUGAAGCAGAAGAGACAAAACAGGACACCCCUCCAACACCAAUUCCCCCACCAAGGAAGAAAUACAACACUGAGACUUUCAAAAAGAAAAUGGCAAUGAUGAAGGAUAAACAAUCAUCAAUCUCCCGUCCAAAAUCUCUUGAUUGUCUUGAUAUCAAAAGAUCUUCAUCUAUGAAAGUACGUACUGGAUCGAUGGAAUAUCUUGACAAUAGGAAUAGUGUUGCAAUUUAUGCAACAAUUAAAAGAUCAUCGACAGCUAUUCACAGUAAGUCACCUGUACGUGCAGAUGUACUCUUUCAGCACUCUAGCCUCGAUACUCCUACUGCAGAAGAACUCAACCGUGGUUUGUGUUCCCCCACUGGAAGUAAAGAGAUUCAUCGAAGUCAAACAUUCUCAAGCAGACAGAGUGAAAAAGUAGUUCCUCACCGUAAAGCACCCCCACCUCCAAAGCCUAUCAAACCUAAGCGAAGCCCUUCUCCAAUGUUUCGCAAAUCAAAAAUAAAUGAUGAUGCAGACUCUAAUAUCACCAGUCCAAAAACACCAUCAAAAAAAGAGGCUCUUCUUAAGAGACCAUUGUCCUUUUCAAACCCUUUCACAAGAGCAAAAAAUGCACUUAAAGGGAAGAAGUCAGAAGAUUCUACAGACUUAACAACUAAUAAGCCAAAGCCAGGACCAAAGCCACUUAAGGCCUUAAAGUCAUUAGGAUCACCAGAUGCAGCAAGCCAGUCUACAUCUUCACAUAGUAAAGCUGUUAGGCCUCAUUCCUUAAACCUAUCAACAGUUAAUCAUGUUGAAUCAAUUCAGAGAGACUCUAACAUUGUCACUCGCUCUGUGUCGAUGCGAAGCCAAAAGGAGAUUUGUAAUCCAAGUCAGUCACCAGCUGUGAGUCCCUUAAAACAUAGCUCAUCAUUCAGUGUACCAGGUGAUAUGUCAACAUUACAGUCACCUCCUCCUAUACCUUGCUACCGACCACACUCACCUAGGAUCCCUCCUCCACCAAAACCAGCAACACCACCUGCUGUUUCCUCCAGAAGCCAAUCGCCAUCAUCCAGUCUCAGAACGUCAGCUUCAUCACCCAGUUUACAGUUUUAUAUCGACAACCUUGAAUCAGGUCUUGCUUAUCCUACCAGAACUCCAUCGCCAGUAACUAGUCCUAGUCCACUUCCAAAGAAGUACCAGUCGCCUGUACUAAGUCCUGUGAACUCUAGGUGUGUGUCACCGAUGCACAUAUCAAAGCCCGGACCACCAGUCCAACCAAAACCACAAAGAGGUGCUUCAAGUCCAUCACCUAGUGCAGCAUCUCUUAAAAGACAAGAUUCUGUUUCUGAUUCACCUCCACCUCUUCCUUCUACAACCCCACCAAUACCAAGCUAUUCCCCACCGCAAGGAAGCACUUCACCUUCUCCCUCACCUCCACCAGCACUACCAGCAUCUCUCCCGCCCGGAAUUGAAGAUCCCUUUGAUAUCUCGCCAGAUUCACCUGUCCUACCAGAUAAUACAUAUGGAUUUGAAGAUAAUACUCAGGAUGAUGUCAUUGCCAUGGUGAUGGAGACAGAAUACUCGGGUGAAAAUGCCUUGAAUGAUGCAAUACAAGAUGUUAAGAAAUUAGUCUCAUUUAUCGAAAAGUACUCAGAAACUGUCACACCAAUUCCAAAUGCGACACAAUUCCAAGAUCACAAGCAAAGUUUGGUUGCAAAUACAAAGGAAUUUACAGGGAAUGUUAAGUUACUUGUAAGCAGUGCUGCCUUAAGCUUUGAGAAACUUACCAGUCGAGUUGAAGACAGUGUUCAUACAUUGGCCAGACUAUACGAUGAUAGCAGAGCUGCCAUUGCUUCAAUGUCUUCAGUGAUGCAGGCACAUAACCUGGGAACAAAGGUAUGUUUGAUGAUGAUUUAAGCCCUUUCAAGACUAUCAGAAAUGAGUCACAUGCCUAAAUAUGGUCAUGAUGAUAUCA
Molecule: messenger RNA, 5908 nt
Organism: Anneissia japonica
Lineage: Eukaryota; Metazoa; Echinodermata; Crinoidea; Comatulida; Comatulidae
Exons: 16
Coding region: 232-5850 (1872 amino acids)
Biological process (GO): signal transduction
Cellular component (GO): cytoskeleton
Molecular function (GO): protein binding
Source: RefSeq, a predicted model, not a curated record